Messenger RNA from Cantharellus anzutake, 1096 nucleotides. RefSeq lists its product as uncharacterized. The transcript is spliced from 3 exons. Bases 135 to 659 code for a protein of 174 amino acids. Lineage: Eukaryota; Fungi; Basidiomycota; Agaricomycetes; Cantharellales; Hydnaceae. The record is from RefSeq and is a predicted model, not a curated record.
CAUCACCAUCAGACUCAUUAUAACCCCCUCUUCUUUUCUUCUGCCAGAAUCGUUAUCACCCCUCAGUCCUUUCUCUAACGUGCCGGGCAGUGUCUGCUGCUCCCCCUCGUUCAUUAUUACCACUGACAGUAAAUAUGAUCGCCCGCGUUCUUAUUCUCGUUAUCGCUGCGCUUCACACUCAAUUUGUUUUCGCCUUCACUUGUACUCGUAACUAUACUGUGAUUAAGGGAGACACAUGCGAUGCCAUUUCCCAAACACACAAUGUUUCCACUUACCAGCUUGCUGUUCUCAACCCAACCAUCAACAGUGGCUGCACUAAUCUUGAGAUUAGCCAGUGCCUCUGCCUUGGCUCCUCUCAAGCGGACUGCACCAAGACUUACACCGUAUCAGUGGGCGAUUAUUGCCAAAAGAUUUCGGACGAAUUCGGUCUCAGUGGCGCAAUGCUUUACGCCAAUAAUCCCUAUAUCAGUGCUGUCUGCGAUAACAUUGAUAUUGGCCAGGUCCUUUGCGUUGACAAGGCAUAUAAUGUCCCUCCGCUUCAGCCGAAUCAGCCCAAACCUUCGAUUGAUCCCACACCAAAGAAAGAGGUUUACCCCCCCAAGCCGACAUCCGAUGACGACCUCCCUUGGUGCAAGGACGGUGAGGAUGAGUGGGAGUAACGUUCAAUAUCUGAAAGCCAUCCGGGAUACUCUUUUUUGAGCGUGGUGUGAACACCGAGUUAUUCAAGUUUUUCAUUGCCAGGUAGUUGGGCAGAUUUGACCCUUCUUGGUGGCCAAGUUACCCAUGCCUCGGCCUUUGGCGUUUUGUAUUGAGGUCCUACUAGAUGUUUUAUAUACAAGCCUCUGGUUAUUCUGUUUCAGCCAUCUAUGAGGCUUUCUUGAGCAUGAUGAGUGCCAAGGGCCACUCCAGCUCCACCUCAGCUGGAAUCAUCCCCAAAUCCUGCUUGAGGAUGUCUCUCAAGCUCCCCACAAAUCUGGUAACGAUGUCACCAUCACUUCUUCCCUUAUCCUCGGGGUGUUCGUUCCAAUACGCAUGCAAUGCGCUCCAGGUGUGGAGAUAAUGUGUUAGACCGUCCCAACUAACCCUCUUAUUCAGU